AUGGGCAAUGGUAUUAGUGCAAUUAAGGGAUGUAAAGGGGUGGCGAGCAGAAGUACAGAUGAGUUAUGCUUUCCAAAGUCAAUUAUUCUUUCUAUUCCAUAUGUGAAAAGCUUGACGGAGGCGUUCAUGCAUGGGUUAGCUAAGGUGGAAAAUCUAAAGAUAGAUAAUUGUGAGGAGCUAACAUCUUUGUGGCAGGAUGAAUUCGUAUCCCUUAUAACGCUGGAUAUAAGAGAUUGCGCAAGCCUUGUCAACAUCAGCUUGACAUCUACUUUAAGGAAACUAAAUAUUGAGGCUUGUAGUGGUUUGAAAUCCUUGUCAAUCUCUAAUUGUACAUAUUUGGAAAAGGCAAGCAUUUCGAGAUGUAAUUCUUUGACGUUGAUUUCAAGAGGUCAGUUGCCUCAAAAUUUGAAAACGCUAUAUAUAGAUGAUUGUGAGAAUUUGCAGUUUUUGGCAGAUGAGGAAGAGGCUUUUUCUAAUUCUUCUUCUCUUCUUGAGGACUUGGAUAUUCGGGGCUGUCCAUCUCUAAAAUGCUUGUCAUCAAGUGGCGACCUACCUACCACGCUUAAACGCCUUCAGAUUAUGUCAUGCAUAGAGUUCACAUCCUUAUCAUCAAAAAACGAGUUACCUACAGCUCUUAAAUACCUUUUUGUAUACAACUGUCCGAAGAUGGAGUCAAUAGCGAACAACUUACCCAACAAUGCGUCUCUUGAAUAUCUUCAAAUCGCAAGUUGUGCAAAGUUGAAAUCCUUACCGGUGGGCCUACACAAACUCUGCCACCUCAAUAAGAUCGAGAUAAGUAACUGCCCUAGUUUUGUUUCCUUCCCAGAUGGAGGGUUACUCCCCACCAGCUUGAGAGAUCUUUCGAUCUACGACUGUGAGAAACUGGAGGACUGGCCCAACUGCAUGGGGUAG
Molecule: messenger RNA, 912 nt
Organism: Quercus lobata
Lineage: Eukaryota; Viridiplantae; Streptophyta; Magnoliopsida; Fagales; Fagaceae
Product: putative disease resistance protein At3g14460
Exons: 1
Coding region: 1-912 (303 amino acids)
Source: RefSeq, a predicted model, not a curated record